AUGGACAAGUUUCAGCAUACCCCACUUGACCGAUCCAAACAGUGCAUCAGGCUCCUGCGCUUCCUAGACCAGCCUCCGUCCGCAGAGCUUGAUCACUUCGCUCUAGAGACGUACGAUGUUGCCAGAGUGCCUCGCUUCGUGGCACUUUCAUACACCUGGGGAAGCCCCGAGCCGAGCCACGACAUCCUCGUCAAUGGAUCGGUGCUAUCUGUCCGCGACAAUCUCCGGUUGGCACUGAAGGUAUUGCGCAGCCUUUUUCCAAGCAAGGCGCCGGUCUUCGAUGUGCUACAGUCAAGGAAGCAGGAGAAUGGCUACCCUCUCAUGUGGAUCGAUGCCAUCUGCAUCAACCAGUCUGACCCCUUGGAAAAGAACCAUCAGGUCAAUAUGAUGGGGAGGAUAUUUACAAUCGCUAGCCUUGUGAUAUCCUGGCUGGGUGAUGAAGCCGACAAUUCGGGCUCGGUCAUGGAGGCAAUCAGAGCCACGAAACAUACGCAAGAGUAUAACUUCGAUGUGAAGAAGGCCACCAAAGCGCUCGCAAAAAGAUCAUACUGGCGCCGUAUCGACCCGCGAGACCGGAUCUAUGCGCUCCUGACACUGAUCGAGCGAGGAGCAGUUAGUAAACCGCUCUUGGCCGACUACACAAUUUCAGCAGAGGACCUCUACUAUAGAGUUCUUGGGCACGUGGGGCCACUGGAGCUUUUUAGCGACUGGGGACAGUUUAGGAAGAAGCUGCGAAAGGCUCUAGACAGCUGCUCGUGGGCUGAUACCGAAGCAGCGAAACUGAACGAGGUGGUGUACAAGAUCGUUGAAUUGGAGACUUCUGCUGAAGUGUUGCACGACCCUUGCCAUUUCCUCGAACCCAAGGAAGUAUACCUAGAGUUUCUCUUUGGCAAAGUCCAAGAAUGCCUAGCAAAGCACUUGGAAGGGUUUUCCGACGGCAUGUUCUGCAACGGAGAUCGGACCUACCAUGAAAUCAUUCGGCGCUUUCAGGCCUUCCCGCAAGGCGAAGACCCGAGAACGUGGCGGCGGUUCAACGACCUCCUCCGGCAGUGGCUGCUGGAUAUACCACCCGGCGUACCUUUUCGUGGCGCUACGUCCUGA
Diaporthe citri is the source of this 1101-nucleotide messenger RNA. RefSeq lists its product as uncharacterized. The transcript has 2 exons. The record is from RefSeq and is a predicted model, not a curated record. Bases 1 to 1101 code for a protein of 366 amino acids. NCBI's taxonomy places the organism in Eukaryota, Fungi, Ascomycota, Sordariomycetes, Diaporthales, Diaporthaceae.